AUGGAUGUAGUUGAAAUGAGUGUUUCUCCAGUAAAUAAUGUAGAAUCAGAUUCUGGGGAUACACAUGGGCAAAAGCAUCAUUUGCAACUUGAAGAACAUACAUUAGCAAGAGGACUCUGUGUUGCUACAACUCAAGAACAACCCUCUUCAUCUUGUGGUAUUCCAUGCUCUAUUGGAGGACCUCCAAAGUUAACACACUCAAUCAUAGCUUUUACUACUCCAAUACCUGUAGUUCCAGGUCAAAAGAAGCUCAAUUCUGCAGAUGAAUUAAUUGGGAAAGCUAUAAUAAAACAGAGAGUCAAUGAAAAGUGCUUUUUUAAGCAACAAGCAGAGAGAAGUGUAAAAUUGAGCUCAUUAAGUUUAGUAUCUAGUCGUGGCCUAACUACAGAUGGCCAUACAUUCCGCUCAGAAACUGGUCUAUCUAAUUUAGGUACACAUAGAAGUUACACAUGCUUAAGCUCUAUAUCAUCAAGAAAUGCAGUGAAGCUAACGACUCCAACUUCGGAAGAGUCUCAUAAUUUCUUAUUAUCAAAGAUAACUUCGUUCUUUAAUAGCCUCUGUAGUUGUCCAGGCUUCUUGUCACUAUGUAAUACUCACAAGAAGAUCCAAACAAUAGAGCAAGAAACAAUUCCUUCAGAUUCAGAUUUUGCUGAAACUGAAGAAGAUGUGAACAGCGAAUCAGAGUCUGAAUCUAAUACAUCUAUUGCAGAAGAACAUACAGUACCAAAAUAA
Messenger RNA from Cryptosporidium muris RN66, 732 nucleotides. RefSeq lists its product as uncharacterized. The transcript has a single exon. The record is from RefSeq and is a predicted model, not a curated record. Bases 1 to 732 code for a protein of 243 amino acids. Lineage: Eukaryota; Apicomplexa; Conoidasida; Eucoccidiorida; Cryptosporidiidae.